Seriola dumerili (greater amberjack) is the source of this 3056-nucleotide messenger RNA. It is a transcript of the gene pcsk7, whose product is annotated as proprotein convertase subtilisin/kexin type 7. Bases 138 to 2438 code for a protein of 766 amino acids. Gene Ontology annotation, biological process: protein processing. Gene Ontology annotation, molecular function: serine-type endopeptidase activity. Gene Ontology annotation, cellular component: Golgi membrane; trans-Golgi network. Lineage: Eukaryota; Metazoa; Chordata; Actinopteri; Carangiformes; Carangidae. The transcript has 17 exons. The record is from RefSeq and is a predicted model, not a curated record.
UGGGAAAUGAGAUGACAAGCUUAACAUUACUCAUAAAUGUCACAAGGAACAGGUGAGGAGAAAGAAUUCAGUUGAAAGGUUGCUGUUCAGAUGAAGAGGACCUGCCUGGUUGACCCUGUGUGUCACCCCCUGUUGCUAUGGCAACGUCCUAUUUUCCCACAUUCCUCCUCCUCCUCUUUCUGUCCUCCUUCACCCUCUUGCUGGUGACCCUCCUGCCCUCUGUUGUCCCAUCGAUUCCCUUUCGUUCCUCCUCUCCUCCCUCACCUUGGCCGCCACGUUCAUGCGGACCAGGUCAGUCCUGGGCUGUACAGCUCCAUGCUGGCCCGCAUCAUGAGGAGGAAGAUGGUGUACAGCGCUCUGUUCUCUUGGAUAUUAUAGCCAAUAGGGUAGCAGAGCAGGCUGGGCUUCAGAACCAGGGCCAGAUUGGACAGCUGGAAGGACAUUACUUGCUGUGCUCUGUAAAUCCCAAUGCUGGAUCUGUGGGAGAUAGAAAAAGUGUCCAGCCUGGGGAUGUCCUGGCAGCCCACCCUCAUGUCCUGUGGUACUCCCAGGAGAAAGUGCUCAGCCGCUCAAAGAGAUCGAUGGCCUUCAAUGAUCCCCAAUACCCUAAACAGUGGCAUCUGCAUAAUGACAUCAAUAAGGGAAUGGAUAUCAACUUGACAGGGGUAUGGGAGCUCAACAUAACUGGCCGAGGAGUCACAGUGGUCGUGGUAGAUGACGGGGUGGAACAUACGCAUCAGGACAUUCAGCCCAACUAUAGUCCAGAGGGCAGUUACGACCUGAAUUCCAAUGACCCCGACCCCAUGCCUCACCCUGACGUCUACAGCGACAACCACCAUGGGACUCGAUGUGCUGGAGAGAUCGCAGCCGUUCCCAACAACAGCUUCUGUGCCGUGGGGGUGGCCUAUGGCAGCAAAGUGGCAGGUAUCAGAGUCCUGGACGGCCCGCUGACAGACAGCCUGGAGGCCAUAGCCUUCAACAAGCACUACCAGGUCAAUGACAUCUACAGCUGCAGCUGGGGUCCAGAUGAUGAUGGACACACUGUUGAUGGACCUCAUCCCCUGGGCAAGGCAGCACUGCAGCACGGGGUGAUUGCAGGCAGACGAGGCUUUGGCAGCAUCUUUGUGGUUGCCAGUGGCAAUGGAGGUCAGUUCGACGACAACUGUAAUUAUGAUGGCUACGCCAACUCAAUCUACACCAUCACAAUCGGAGCAGUCGAUGAGAAAGGCAGGAUGCCCUUCUAUGCUGAGGAGUGUGCGGCCAUGCUAGCUGUUACUUUCAGCAGCGGGAAGGACCAUGCGAGGAGCAUUGUGACGUCAGACUGGUCCAUGCGACAGGGGACGGGCUGUACGGAGGGCCACACCGGCACGUCUGCUGCAGCUCCCCUGGCGGCAGGAAUGGUGGCCCUGAUGCUGCAGGUCCGUCCCUGCCUCAGCUGGAGGGAUGUCCAGCACAUCAUCACCUUCACCGCCACUGAGUGCGACAGCAGUGCAGACUGGAGGGUGAAUGGAGCUGGUUUCCAUCACAGCCACCAGCACGGCUUUGGUCUGCUCAACGCAUGGAGGCUCGUCAAUGCUGCCAGUGUGUGGGAGCCGGUGCCGUUCCUCGUGUCCUAUCAGAGCACAGUCAUUAAAGAGGAAGCGCCCAUCCCGACCUAUCCGGACGAGCUGAUUCGUACCUGGAACGUCUCUGCUGCCGAACUGAGACAGUCUGGAAUGGAGACACUGGAGCACGUGGCCAUUACUGUGACGUUAACCCACCCUUGCCGUGGCAGCGUGGAGAUUGUGUUGGUCUGCCCCAGCGGUAUGAUGUCAAUCAUCGGGGCACGGCGUGUUAUUGACAGAGACCCUGCAGGCUACCAGGACUGGACUUUCUCUACUGUGCGCUGCUGGGGAGAGAGAGCUGAAGGCCAGUACACCCUCAAGAUAUCUGACCACAAAGAGCCAUCAUCUAUGAAGUGUGCAGCUGUGGGAGUGUUGAAGCAGUGGAAACUGUCCCUGUAUGGAUCCUCUAUGACCUUCAGUGAGGUCAAGGAGAGACAGAGGCUGGUGGAGGAGGCUAUGAGUGGCAAAUAUCUGGACAGCAGCUUCUCUCUGCCCUGCCCUCCAGGCCUGGACAUCCCUCCUGAGAUCGUCAACCCCUUCACCUCCAACAACCUCAAGUUCCUGCUGUUACUUGGCUGCUUUGCUCUCUUUUGGUCUCUCUACUACAUGCUGGAGGUCACGCUGGCCCACCUGGACCUCAGGGUCCUUGUCUGCCUGCGCAGGAGAUGGGGACGUCACAGGGCCAGGAGAGGGCGCCGAGGGAGAGGAGUGGAGGAUGCAGAGGUAGAAGAGGACGGGGAGGAAGAGGAAGUGGACUCAGGGGUGGAGUUGCAUGCAGUGCUGGACUCGGAGGCCAAAGCACCGUUUCUCAGUGGAGAGCGGCUGGUAACAUAGCACUGAGCCAGACGAUGGGUCUAAAAUGUCUCAGGCUUUGGCCCUCUCCUCUCCUCUCCACCCACCCUCCUAUACUGCGUCUGACACCUGUAACUGUGGUGAUGGCCUGCAUAUGAACUUGACUGAAGAGUGGACUCUUUGUCCUUCUCUGCAUUCCCCAACACGUGGCCUUGUAUGAAAAUCUAUGUAUAAGUGCUGUUAAUGUGUGUGUGUGUGUGUGUGUGUGUGCGUGCGUGCGUGCGUGUGUGUGUGUUGUACACCUGUCCCUCUAACAAAUGUCCUCAUAAGGAAACAAAACUGAUGACAAUCUUCCAACAUGAGGAUAUUUAGUCCUGGGGUUAAAGUCCCCAUCAGAAUUAGGUUUAAGUUAGAGAAAGUUUCAGGCAUGAACUGGAGAGGGACCUGACCGGGUCCUAGUAUAAUUGCAUGUUUGCAUGUGUGAAAGGGUGUAUACAGUCUGUCUGUAUGUAAAUAUGCUUCUACAGAAGAACUGAGUCUUUAAACCAAGAGAAAGAUGAAAACAUGAUGUGCACUAUAGAAUGGUACAAAACUGCUGUAUGUGUGACUGAGUUUGUUUGUUUGUUUGUGUGUGUGUGUGUGUGUGUGUGUGUGUGUGUG